This is a messenger RNA of Eutrema salsugineum, 2419 nucleotides long. RefSeq lists its product as uncharacterized. Bases 159 to 2252 code for a protein of 697 amino acids. The record is from RefSeq and is a predicted model, not a curated record. Lineage: Eukaryota; Viridiplantae; Streptophyta; Magnoliopsida; Brassicales; Brassicaceae. The transcript is spliced from 6 exons. Gene Ontology annotation, biological process: protein transport.
GAGAUGCGGUAGCUUCCAUUUUUGAAACCAUAGCAAAAACAACAGAAGCAAAUACGCUCUUUCUCUUUCUCUCUCUCUUGCUCAUCGAGCUUCAUUUUCCGGCGGAUCACAUUCGGAAUCUUCACUAUCUUCGUUGCGGAAUCAGAAGAGAUCAAAAGAUGUUUGAUGGUCUCUUAGGCCGCGGGUUUGCUCCCAAAGGAAAACCACUGAUAAAACUGACUAAGAAUCGGAUCGAUGUUCUUCGGAGGAAGAGAACUGCGACGAUCAAGUUUCUGAAGAAAGAUUUGGCUGAUCUGAUCUCUAAUGGCCUUGACGUCAAUGCUUAUAGCAGGGCUGGAGGGCUUCUUGAUGAAUUAAGACAUCUCUGGAAUCUCGACUUUGUUGAGAAGACCUGCGAUUACGUAUACAAGCAACUCUCUACGAUGCAAAAGAUGGAGGAAUGUCCAGAAGAUUGUCGUGAAGCUGUGUCGUCGUUAAUGUUUGCAGCCUCUGGAUUUUCUGAGUUGCCUGAGCUGCGUGAGCUGAGGCAAAUGUUUCACGACAGAUACACAGAUUCACUUGGAUUGUUUGUCAACCAAGAGCUUGUUGAGAAUAUGUCAUCAAAGCCCUUUUCUUUGGAGAAGAAAGUGAAGUUAAUGGAAGAUGUUGCAUCGGAGUUCUCUCUUCGUUGGGAUUCUAAAGCUUUUGAGAAGAGGAUUGUGAGACAUAAUAGUACUUCAGUAAAGGAGACCCCAAAAAUCACUUACAACGAGUACAAGCCUGUAGAUGGAAACAUGGCCUUGCCAUCAGAAAGAAAAAAGGCUACCGCAUCAGAAAGAAGAGAUCCAUUGUUUCAACCUGAUAAUUAUCAGAACGGUAUCAGAGGAAAUCAGCAUGGGCUAACAACUAAAGAGAAGCCAGAUAAUGUUUGUCAAGCCUCCAGAUUGGAAAGCAAGGACAAUAGGGCAGAGAGGAAAGAGUACUAUGUGCAACCUAAGCAAGAGUCUUCUAUAGAAAGACAUGAACCUAUAUUUAACGAAGGCGACACUAUAGUAAUGAAGGUCAAGCGUGAAAAUCAGAAUGGGCUAACAUCUAAAGAAAAGUCAGAUAAUGUUCGUCACGCCUCCAGAUCGGAUAGCAAGGACAACAAGGCAGAAAGGAAACAGUUUUAUUUGCAAUCCAAGCAAGAAUCUUCUAGAGAAAGACAUGAACCUAUUUUCAACGAAGGUGACACUAUAGUGAUGAAGAUCAAGCGUGAGAAUCUCGUUCAAGGGAAUGGACAAGGAAAUGGUGAAGCUGAUGCGCCUAAGAAAACAGAGGCGACAGAGAAACCCAAGCCUAGCAGCACCAAAAGAGCUGACAAGUUAGUCCUCGGCUUUAAACAAGAGAGUUUCUUUAAAGGAUACAAACAUGAGAAUCAUGAAGAGCAUACACCUCAGAAAGUGGAAGAUAACAUCUCAAGACCUCCAAAACCAAGUAGUAAAUCGAAAAGAACAGAAUCUAUUGAUUCAGGUCGUAGACACCGCAAUAAUCAGGAGAGCAGAGAAAAUGCUGUUCCUGUGGAAGAGAGCACAGAAAAAGACUCAUCUGGUGAUAACAUCAAGGGUGGUGAAAAAGAAUAUGAUCAUGCAAAUACAACAAGGAAAAUUGAGGAGCGAGAAACAGAGAGAAUGAAAUCAUCCUUCUAUCAAUCCCUUCCACCUCCGUAUGUUAAACCAAGCGGUAAAGCAAAGAAUGAAAAAGCUGAAGAUAAGAAGGUUGCUGGGAUAGAGAGAGGAAAUGAAGCAGGUCAUCAUCAAGUGAAUGAGAUAGAUAGUCAAUCUCUGAAACGAAGAUCCAGUAGAAGAAAACACAUUCUACAAUCGGUUGGCGAUAAUGAUGACACAAGAAGCAGAAGAAGGGAAAGCUCAAGAAAAGGCCUUCAAGUCCUAAUCGACGACGAUGACAAGGACAGCGAGGAAAAGAUGAUGGACAAACUUCUAAUGCAUUACAGUAAAAAACCUUCAAGUUACGAAGAGAACAAUGUGCAUCAAGAAUCGAAAAGCAGGCGUUCACAUAAAAAAAAUGCCGAAUGUGAAGAGAUGAUGAUGAGUCACCAGCCUGCUCGGUCACGUUCUCUACCCAGUGAACAGUUUGCCGGGCCAUCUGAACCGACAAAAACGUUUGCCCGUGCUUCCUCAUUUCAGCCCGAGCGUGAAGCUAAGCACGUUCAUCCAAAGUUACCGAACUAUGAUGAUUUGGCUGCCAGAUUUGCAGAGCUAAAAGGAAGGUAAAUAGUUGAAAAGUUUAUGCCUAGAAACAUUGUAUGAGAUAUAAUAUUCAUAGUUACACAUUUUUCUCUUCUUCAUAGUUUCUUCCUUUGUCCCAAUAUUGUAUUGCAUUGCUUACAACUCUAAAUCGGAGAGAGAAGGCACAAUGAAAUUGGAGAGGUUUAAAAUUA